This is a messenger RNA of Durio zibethinus, 1989 nucleotides long. The record is from RefSeq and is a predicted model, not a curated record. NCBI's taxonomy places the organism in Eukaryota, Viridiplantae, Streptophyta, Magnoliopsida, Malvales, Malvaceae.
GAUUGCCUUCUCCUUCCAUCUUUAUUUCUCUCCCUUUCUCAAUGGAUUCCUCUUCUCUCUCCUCGGUCAUCGUCAUCGGCGCUGGCGUCUCCGGUCGGUAACAUAAAGCAAUCUAACCAAACAGUAUAUCAGCGGCGAAGGUUUUGGCUGAGAACGGAAUUGAGGAUUUGGUGAUAUUGGAAGCGUCCGAUAGAAUCGGCGGUCGGAUUUGUAAAGAAAUGUUCGGAGGCGUGUCGGUGGAGCUUGGAGCGGGUUGGAUCGUCGGUGUAGGUGGCAAAGAGUCGAAUCCGGUUUGGGAGCUAGCCGCACAACUGGGCCUCCGAACCUGCUUCUCUGACUACAGCAAUGCCCGCUAUAACAUAUAUGAUCGGAGCGGGAAGAUAUUUCCGAGUGGAAUCGCCGCUGACUCGUACAAGAAAGCGGUGGACUCAGCGAUUCAGAAACUAAGGGACCAAGAGGCAAACGGUUUCGACGAUAAUUCCAAUAGAACCGAGUUACCUUUAACACCCAAGACACCAAUAGAGCUUGCAAUCGACUUCAUAUUACACGAUUUUGAGAUGGCAGAGGUGGAGCCAAUAUCAACAUUUGUUGAUUUUGGGGAAAGAGAGUUCUUGGUGGCAGAUGAAAGAGGUUAUGAGUAUUUACUGUAUAAAAUGGUUGAGGAUUUUCUAUUUACCUCGGAGGGUAAAAUCCUGGACAAUCGACUCAAACUCAAUAAGGUUGUCAGGGAAUUGCAGCACUCGAGAAAUGGUGUCACGGUGAGAACAGAGGAUGGUUGCGUUUACGAAGCCAACUACGUAAUUUUGUCUGCUAGCAUUGGUGUUCUCCAAAGCGACCUCAUUUCCUUCAGGCCACCCUUGCCCAGGUGGAAAACGAAAGCCAUAGAAAAAUGUGAUGUGAUGGUGUAUACCAAGAUCUUCCUCAAGUUUCCGUAUAAGUUCUGGCCUUGUGGGCCUGAGAAAGAGUUCUUCAUCUAUGCUCACGAGCGGAGAGGCUAUUACACGUUUUGGCAGCACAUGGAGAAUACAUACCCUGGUUCGAAUAUUUUGGUUGUAACAUUGACGAAUGGUGAAUCAAAACGUGUGGAAACUCAAUCCAAUGAAGAGACAUUGAAGGAAGCUAUGUGUGUGCUUAGAGACAUGUUUGGACCCGACAUACCUAAUGCCACUGGUAUACUUGUUCCUCGCUGGUGGAAUAACAGAUUCCAGCGUGGCAGCUACAGCAACUACCCCAUAAUCUCUAAUAACCAAGUCCUUAAUGAUAUUAAGGCCCCAGUUGGACGCAUUUUCUUUACGGGUGAACACACAAGUGAAAGAUUUAAUGGCUAUGUGCAUGGUGGAUACCUCGCUGGUAUUGACACAACUAAAGCUUUACUGGAAGAAAUAAGAAAGGAUGAAAGAAAAAAUGAUAGCCAAAACCAAAAUUUCUUGCUAGAGCCCUUGCUGGCAUUGACAGGGUCAUUAAAUUUGACGCAGACUGAUGCAGUGUCAGGUCUCCACAAAUGUGAUGUUCCUACACAAUUAUAUCUAAGCAGCAAGCUUGGCAUUCCAGAAGCAAUCUUAUGACUAUAUGGACCUGACCUUGAUGACAUUGAUGAUCAUGAUGAUGAUGAAAAUAUGAAGAAUGAGAGGGAUGGAAAAAUGGGUUUGGAUCCAACUGUAGAUCGACCCCUUAACAUCAUCCACAAGGUAUAGAAUGAAUGAAAGAAAGAGGAAAGGGAGAAGAUGUCUAAAGUGGGUGGUUAUGUCUUCAGAGCGCAGCUGCUAGCCAUUGCUUUGGGAUUUUGGCAAAGGAACCAGGUUUACUCUGGGCAAUCCUUCCAUGUAUCAGUUGUUCAAUUGAUUUGGAUGAUCAAAUGGUAGAGAAUAUGAGUGUAAAUAAUUUAUCAAUACUCAUAAAUUAUUUGAAUUUGAUUUGAUUAAAAUUCAAAUUUGAUUUGAUCAUUAUCGAAUUUAGUUCGAAUUUAAACAAUUUGACUUAUAAAAAAAA